Molecule: messenger RNA, 633 nt
Organism: Knipowitschia caucasica
Lineage: Eukaryota; Metazoa; Chordata; Actinopteri; Gobiiformes; Gobiidae
Source: the annotation of a GenBank genome assembly
AUGGUCCGAGAAUCUGCCCCUCCACAAGAGAGUUCUAUGGACGGAGAGAUGAUUGACGUUUUGAUCAUCGGCUCUGGACCUCACGCUUUGACCCUGUCCACGCUGCUCUGUGGCCUGAGCCCCUCACCUCUCACUGGGCAGGAUGCUGCAAUGUCGCCCCCGAGUUCAGAAACCCCCAAGCUUCACAAAGCACCGGGUCGCAGCCGCAGGAGGAGCAGAACUUCAACAGCUGCAGCAGGAGUGGAGCUUCCAGCCCCCACACAGGCCUCGCUGGCCCCUGGCUGCAGGCUCUCGGUGGUGGACUCGUAUGGGCGCUGGGCAGCUCUGUGGGAGGGUCAGUUUGCAGCUCUCAACAUCCCUCACCUGCGCUCGCACGCUCUGGUGCACACGGACCCCUUCCACAAGACAGCCUUACAGGACUUUGCAGUGGAGUCUGGCCGGUCCUCUGAGCUCCACUCUCUCCCAGAUAAAGUUUACAUUUUGGAUGAAAACGCGUAUUUCAACGACAUGCGUCUGGGGAAGAAGGAGAAGAGGCGCCUCAAUGUCUCGUCCACGUUGAAGAACAACCCGAGCUUCGGUCUCCCCUCGACCAAACUCAGCGUGGACUUUUUCCAAAACCAGGUCACGGUCUGA